Molecule: messenger RNA, 3797 nt
Organism: Haliaeetus leucocephalus (bald eagle)
Lineage: Eukaryota; Metazoa; Chordata; Aves; Accipitriformes; Accipitridae
Gene: ZNF438
Product: zinc finger protein 438
Exons: 6
Coding region: 335-2944 (869 amino acids)
Biological process (GO): regulation of transcription by RNA polymerase II
Cellular component (GO): nucleus
Molecular function (GO): DNA-binding transcription factor activity, RNA polymerase II-specific; sequence-specific DNA binding
Source: RefSeq, a predicted model, not a curated record
AGUACCUGAACUAAUGUUCGCUGCAUUAGAAGGUGCAAUCAUCAUUGAGAAGCUUUGUUCUUUUAACAAAAGGUUAAGAGGGAGUUGUCUAUAUGUUACCACGACGUGAAACUACAAGUAGAUGAGCCGACAUCUGUUUGUAUACUGGUUCUGAGAGAUCAGAGGUUGACUGCUUAAGUACCACGGACAGAGGCUCUUUGAGGCAGCCUGCGAUCUGCUGAUAUGCAUCUGCAAACCUGUGCCAGGAGGUGCUGGUUGACAUACAAGAGCUUCUUAUUACAUAUGGCUCAGCACAGAAGAUACAGGAACGUUGUCGUAACUAUUAAAGGGCAUAAUGCAGAAUCCGUUAACUUUUUCUGCAGGUGGUGUUUUUUUGCAUGCUAAUCCUGCAGAGAAACAUUGUGUCCAACAAAGUAUGCUGGGUCAGCAAAACCAAGAAACUUGUGCUGGAAAGACAGUAUCCACAGAUAAACACAAAUCCCCUUCAGAUAUAAUACGAAGUUUUCAGAAGAAAAGUCAGCUUAGGACCAUUGCUCCAAAAGUGGUACCAAAAAUGUUAACAUCUGGAGUGGUUUCUUGUCUUCAGUCAUCUUUACCUGAGCAAAAUACGCCAAUUUCAGCUGCAGGUUCCAAACCGCUGGUGGUACCAACUCAAAACUAUGCUGUCAUGCAGGUGGCUGGUCAUGAGGGGACUUUUUCUCUGUUGGCCUUGCCAUAUGUUGCCCCUGCCCUAACGCAGCAAGUCCAGCAGUCAAGUGUGGCCCCUUCUGAAAACCUAAAGCUGCCUAUCCCUAGGUACCAAUCUGUAAGAAAUAAAUUCCUGAGUGACAAAAAACUGGCACAAAUCUCUGUUUCGGGUGCACAUAACAAGAUUCCUACCAAAGCAUUGAUCUCAUCACAGACUUCCCCCGUGACUACUUUAACUGAAGACUGUCCUGAAACUCAUUCUAGUUCAGAUUCAACUGAGCAAGUGAUGCUAACAGACCGUGACUCAGCUGAAAUGACGGUUGCUGCAUUAGUAAAUAAAAGCAAUUGUGUGGAAUCUGGAUGUCCUUUAGUGAACAAAACUGAAAUUGCUAACAGUAAUGUUUCUGGACCAUCUGUAGUUAAAGACUCUUUAUCCAAGCGGGCAAGUACAAUUAAUCCCAUGAAACUAAGUCUACGCUCUGUGAAGACAGCAUCUGAAACCACAAGAGAGUCAUUCAUAACGUCUGAGAAACUGAAGGAAAAACCCACGAAUUCUGCAAAUUCUGUUGCUGUCCUGUCACCAGCAGUUUUUGGCAGUACAGUACAGAUGACUCCAUUGGCACCAAAAGGAAAACUUCCUAUUUUGCCUUACUCAAGGAUGAAAAAUUCAGUGUUCUGUAAAUUUAAGCAGAAUACUAAUGUUACAGAUGUAUCUGGUCCUUCACUAAGAUCUGAGUGUGAAAAAAUACCAUCUUUGGCGAAAACCUUUCAUGUUCCUACUAAAGCAUCUGAUAAGCGAUUAGCUGUAUCAUUUAUACAAGUCCCCAAACAAACCGUUCGAGAAAGUACUUUCUCUCCAUCCAAUAAAGUGGAUGUCGACAGUCUUAAAAAAUUGAACAGUGCAGCCUCUAAAAGAAGAGGCAGGAAGAGAAGAGCCCCAGAUGAUUUAUUGGCUUUUCAGACCAAGCGAAGGAAAUGCAUCAUUAAUAAGUUUAGGGAAGGAAGAGAGAGGGCGAAAGUUGAUCUUCAGCCACCUGAAGACAAAAAAGCAGAGGCAGUGAAAAAAUACCGUAGUAUUAGGCCAAAGCCAGUGGUAGUUGUGCAGGCUUUUGCACCACUGACUGCUGCAGCAAUAGUAGAGACACCCUCUCCUGAGCAAUUAGACCAAGAUAUUGUUUUAAAUAGUUCACUUCCCAAUAAAUAUUUAAGUUACAAGCAGAGUGAUGCUACAUCAGUUAAAUCAAGUGAUUUAAGUAGAAGUGCAUCUUCAGCUGUACCUAAGCCAUCACAUAAAUGUCAUGUUUGUAACCAUAUCUUCCAGUUUAAACAUCAUCUUCAGGACCACAUGAACACACAUACAAACAAACGGCCUUACAGUUGUCGAAUUUGCCGGAAAGCAUAUAUUCAUUCUGGAAGCCUGAGCACGCAUAUGAAACUUCACCACAACGAAGGCAAACCCAAAAAGCUUGUGUGCUGUGAAUUCUGUGCUAAAGUUUUUGGCCAUGCAAAAGUGUAUUUUGGCCACCUCAGAGAAGUGCACAGGGUUGUUAUCAGCACAGAACCCUCUAGUAGCGAGCAACAGCUGCAAGAUGCUUUAAAGAAGAGAGACACAAAUAUAAAAGAGGCAGAAGAAGUAACAGAGAGGGGAAAUAAGUGCAAUUUUGAGGACCUAUUCCAUAACCCAGGAGAAGUCAAAUUACAGAUCAAAUGUGGUCGAUGCCAGUUUAUUGCACAGUCUUUUGGUGAAAUGAAGUUUCACUUAUUGUGCUCUCAUGGAGAAGAGAUCCAGGGAAGAGUAAAGGAAGGGGUUUUGCAAGGAAAUAGAGGAGCUAAGGGGGAACUGAUCAAACAUGCAACCCACUUCUGGAAACAGUGCAAUGAGAGAAGACAUUUAGCAAAAUGCAGUGCCCGUGAGGAGGAGUUUUAUACUUUUCCAAAACUGAAAAGACAGAUAUACUUUCACCAUCAAAAUAAUGUCGAUAUGUUAUCUAAAAAUGAACUGACUCAGUCAGGAAGCGGUGAAGCAGCCAAGGAGAUGCAAAAUGUAGGUUUUGGUACACAAAGCAAAAAAAUAGAAAUUUGGUCUAAAGCGGGCUAUAACUGCAUUUUGUGCAAACAGUUAUUUGGAAGAAAAGAGGAUCUUUGUAAUCAUUGGCAGAGUCGUCAUAACUGUGAAGACCCUUCCACUUUAUGGACAAUUUUUAGUUUGUUAUCAAAACAAGGAAUUAUUGAACUUUCUAGCAAUGGUGAAUAUUGAAGCUCAAUUCCACAAUGCUGUGAAAAACAUCAACUACCUUACUAAAUUGUUUAUGGUUUUCUGCUGUGUUACUAAACUAACUCAAGAGAUGUGUCUCUUCAGAGGUUUGUUUGGUGGGUUUGUUGGUUUUUUGUUUUGGUUUUUUUUAAGUUAUGCUAACCUUUAUUUUGUUGAAUAGAAAAUGUAUUUAUCCAGUAUCAUUCCUGAUGGGUACAUGCAAGCCGAUCACUGUACUUAAAAUUCACGCUUAAGGAACUUAGCAGCAGCAAAUACUCAAUACUAAUGGUUAACAUCAAGGAAAAAGAUUUUCAAGUUAAACUAUACUAUACACACAGAAAUAAAUCAGUUUAUAUGAAGUAAUCUCAAUCUUGAAUGAGAUGACAAACCAGACUGGAAGUGUAAUUUCAGUCCCAGCUGUGCUUCCAGAUUUUAUGGUAAAUAAAUAUUUCCAUGCACUUCUCUGGAUCAUUUGAAUGUGCAUACAUUCAGCCAGCAUUCAGGAGCUUUAUAAUCUAUAAUUUAAAAGCUUUUAAUUCUUGUUUUCUUGAUUCCAGUGUCUUCAACCAUGUUCAUUGCUUGCAGGUUUGUAUUGACAGGUCUUUUAGGUGUUAUAUUCUGUCCUGGGAACAGCAAGGAUCUUUGGAUUUUAAAAGUGAAAAAUCUAUGUGUAUGGGUCUUUUUGCCUGUAGCUCUUUGGGUUGAAGAAGAGUUAGUUGCCAUCCAUGAAGAUGAAACCCUCAAAGCUUGACUGCUUUAUGAAAAAAACCACGUUUGUUUUAAAAAUAGUAAUCUGAGUUGGUUACUCCUGGGAAGUUUGACAUUCUGCGAUAGUCUGCAUGUUUCACAGUGAACU